AUGAAGUUGCAUUACAUCGGCAUAAUCAAGAACGAGUCGAAGCCCGCGCACGAGCUGUGCUCAGAGAAGGAGCUCAGCGCUUACUCGCGCUUCACACGCACCAACUAUGGGGAAUUCAUGACGCUAUUCAGCAAGACGGUGGCCGAGCAGACACGACCUGGACAACGGCAAGAUGUCGAAGAGCAAGAUUACACCUUCCACGCAUACGGACGCACCGAGGGCAUCGCGGGGAUCAUCAUCUCAGACCACGACUACCCAUCUCUAGUAGCGCACCAGCUGCUCUCGAAAGUAGUCGAUGAGUUCCUGACGCAGCAUCCGCGGUCGUCGUGGGCCGAUUCCAACCCCACACUAGCAUUCCCCGAAUUGAAGGACUAUUUAGUCAAGUAUCAGGAUCCGCAGCAGGCGGAUAGCAUCAUGAAGAUCCAGAAGGAGCUGGAUGAAACCAAGAUCGUGCUGCACAAGACUAUCGAGAGCGUUUUGCAGCGGGGCGUCAAGAUCGAUGAGUUGGUUGCUAAGAGUGAUGGCUUGAGUGCGCAGAGCAAGAUGUUUUAUAACCAGGCGAAGAAGCAGAAUUCCUGCUGUGUGUUGAUGUAG
Molecule: messenger RNA, 594 nt
Organism: Amorphotheca resinae ATCC 22711
Lineage: Eukaryota; Fungi; Ascomycota; Leotiomycetes; Helotiales; Amorphothecaceae
Exons: 5
Coding region: 1-594 (197 amino acids)
Biological process (GO): endoplasmic reticulum to Golgi vesicle-mediated transport
Cellular component (GO): Golgi apparatus
Molecular function (GO): SNAP receptor activity
Source: RefSeq, a predicted model, not a curated record